Molecule: messenger RNA, 1673 nt
Organism: Nasonia vitripennis (jewel wasp)
Lineage: Eukaryota; Metazoa; Arthropoda; Insecta; Hymenoptera; Pteromalidae
Product: serine--pyruvate aminotransferase-like
Exons: 4
Coding region: 242-1444 (400 amino acids)
Cellular component (GO): peroxisome
Molecular function (GO): L-serine:pyruvate transaminase activity; L-alanine:glyoxylate transaminase activity
Source: RefSeq, a predicted model, not a curated record
AUGCAAAUCAAUCUCAGAGUUCGCGGAGCUAAGAUAACAAUGUAACGAAAGAGUUUGUUUAUAUAAACAUUGAAAGAGUGAAUACUACGAAUUAAACUAAUGUUGGGGGACUCCCCGGGGUUAUUCAGGGUUAUCGUCUGAAGAAUUCGCAAAGAAGUGGUAUUUAUUUCAAAGUCGGAGGAUCAACUGGAAUAGUAAAGUAUUCAACAGUGUCGUUGCAGGAGUAGUAAGUAAUUGAACGAUGCAGGUCGAACCGCCUAAGGAACUGUUGAAGCCGCUGCAGCUGCCGCAGCAGAGACUACUGACAGGGCCCGGACCAAGCAAUUGUUCUCAACGGGUUCUACGGUCACUCCAGAAUCAGGUUUUAGGUCACGAUCAGCCCGAAAUUCUUCAGUCGAUGGACGAAAUAAAAGCCGGCUUGCGCUACGCAUUCCAAACCGAUAAUAAGCUUACGCUGGCGGUUAGCGCAUCCGGUCACGGGGGUAUGCAGGCCGCGAUCUGCAACAUACUCGAGCGCGGAGAGAAUAUUCUCAUCGUCAAGGCCGGCAUAUGGGCUGAACGGGCUGCUGACAUGGCUGAAAGGCUUGGUAUCCACGUGGAUUUCAUGGAAACCGAGCUGGGUGUCGCCUUCGGCCUCCGGGAGUUCGAGGAAGCCGUUAACAAGUACUGUCCCAAGGCGGUCUUCGUCACGCAUUCGGAGUCGUCGACCGGACUGAAGCAGCCGCUCGAGGGACUUGGUGACAUCGUGCACAAGUAUGGAGGCUUGCUGAUAGUCGACACUGUCGCGUCUCUUGGAGCCGAGCCUUUCUUUGCCGAUGCCUGGGGCAUCGACGUGGUCUACACCGGGAGUCAGAAGGCACUCGGAGCUCCAGCCGGUAUCACGCCCAUCAGCUUCAGUCCCGCUGCCGAAAAAAAGAUUCUGACGCGCAAGAGCCCGGUGCCGAUUUUCUACUUGGACAUGAUCUGGCUGGGUCGCUAUUGGAACUGCUUCGAGACCGAUGAGCCGGAGACACCGAGGCCUUAUCACCACACGAUAAGUGCUACACUGGUUUAUGGUCUCCGAGAGGCGCUGGCCCAAAUUGUGGAAGAGGGUCUUGCUGCGUCCUGGGCUAGACACGCCAACGUUACGCAAAAGUUUCACGAAGGCCUCACUGAAAGAGGAUACGAGUUUUUCGUCAAGCAACCCGAACACAGACUAAAAACCGUCAGUGCUUUUAUACUGCCCAGUGAUGUUAAGGCUGAAACCGUCAUUCGCUACGCUAUGGAUAAGUAUAAUCUUGAGAUCGUUGGAGGUAUGGGUCCUACUGCCGGAAAAAUUAUACGCAUCGGGCUGAUGGGAGUGAACGCGACCUCCGAGACUGUCGACCUCGUCUUACGUGCACUGGAUGAUGCCGUCAAAUAUGCAAAAUCUUCUCAACUCAAAUCCAAUAUAUUGAUAGUUUAAAAUCAUCAUGGCAAACUGUUUUUAAAAAUUAAUGUAAAAUUCUCGCAACUUAAAUGAGUAUUCCGAUAUUGAUUUAAAAACGAGCAAAAGGUUGCAUCGCAUUGCACUUUUGGUAAAAGUAAAUUUUGAACAAUUUAUAUAAAUAUUGUUUUAUACGUACAAUAUAAAAGUUCAACAGAUAAAAUAUAAACAUUUCUGUAAAAAUUUUGUAUAAAAUUGAUCACAAAUA